UUGGUGCGGAUUGACCAUAACUUUCUUUUUAACCCACGAAAUCAUCGGAUGGAAAUGAAAACCGAAGAACUGUUAAAGAAUUUAUCUAUCUACACGUGAAGUGUGUUAAUGUUAUUGUCGAGAAUACCGGAAGAUGCGAAAGUUCUCGCUGUGUUCACUAGUGACGUUAUCGUGGGGUGUUCUGGUGAUUUUAUGGGAUGAUGGUUGCGAUGGACGAUCUGCGAUGCCUUACGUGCCCGAUUCUAUUCAUCCCCCGUUGCCUGACAAUUUCGAAAUGAUUAACGUAACGUCAGAACUGACCGAUGCGGAAAUCGAUCCAGAAAUGAGUCCGGGACUGUUCCAGGGCGACAUGGCCCUAAACAACGACCUGUACAACUACUGGCGGAUCGGGAUCAAGUGGGACGCCUUUCCAGAGAAAUUAUGGGACAAUGGGGUGGUACCAUACACAAUCAGCCCUCUAUAUGAACCGUCCGACCGAGUGACCAUUUUAAAAGCGAUCAAGACGAUUAGUUUUAUGACCUGCGUGAGAUUCGUGCCAUGGGACAAUAAGAGCAAAGACUAUUUAGUUAUUUGGCCUAUAAAGUAUCCCAAGGGCUGUUGGUCGUUUGUUGGUCGUUUCGGAGGUGCCCAAAUAGUCAGCCUAGAACCUCCAGACAAAAACAACCAAAACUGUUUAGGAACAGAAGGUAGAGCUAUCCACGAACUAAUGCACGCUUUAGGAGUAUUCCACGAACAGUCCAGAUGGGACAGGGACAAGUACGUGAAAAUACACGAGGAAAACAUCAUACCAAUGUUCAAAUCGAACUUCGAGAAACAAAGUCUGGAAAACACCACGUACAGCUUCGAGUACGAUUAUGACUCGAUAAUGCAUUACGGGAGGAAUUUCUUUAGUAAGAGCAAAAGUAGACCGACCAUCACGACGAAAAUGGGCCAUCCGAGGAAAAUCGGACAACGGAAAGCGAUGUCCAAGGGAGACUGUUUGAAGCUGAACGAUCUGUACAAGUGUCUGGAUAGGCCCAAUAUGAAAAGGAAAUAUUAUAAUUUGUGUAAUUUUAUGGGGAUUUAAUAAAGUUAUUUAAAAAACAGAAAUGUGCUAAGUAAUUUAAAAGUUAAGGAGGGAUUUGUGAGG
This is a messenger RNA of Anthonomus grandis grandis, 1129 nucleotides long. RefSeq names its product hatching enzyme 1.2-like. The transcript is spliced from 5 exons. Gene Ontology annotation, biological process: proteolysis. The coding region runs from base 134 to 1066 and encodes 310 amino acids. Gene Ontology annotation, molecular function: zinc ion binding; metalloendopeptidase activity. The record is from RefSeq and is a predicted model, not a curated record. NCBI's taxonomy places the organism in Eukaryota, Metazoa, Arthropoda, Insecta, Coleoptera, Curculionidae.